AUGGCUGCCUCCGAGGACCUCAUCGACUUCAACAUUAUUGAAGCUCAGAAGGAAAACGUCCAAUCGCUUCCCGGCGGCCGUUCAGCCAGAGAGCUCGCUCGCAUCUUCUCUGGUGGCAGCAACAGUGACAGUCUCGCGUCGCCAUCACCGAACGAUACACGAACACUAAAUGGUGCCAUCCGCCAAGAAUACGAGAAUGAGUUACAAGUGAUAAGUGAAUCUGAUGACCCGCUCGACGUUUACGACCGCUACGUGAAAUGGACUUUGAACGCCUAUCCCUCUGCGCAAGCCACCGCCGAGUCCGGCCUCCUCCCGCUGCUCGAACGUGCCACGAAAUCUUUCCUGUCAUCGUCACAUUACAGAAAUGACCCCCGGUACCUCAAACUAUGGCUUCACUACAUCAGGCUCUUUUCCGAUGCGCCUCGCGAGACAUUCGCAUUCCUUGCGCGGCAUCACGUCGGUGAGGGCCUGGCCUUGUUUUAUGAGGAAUUUGCCGCUUGGUUAGAAGGUGCUGGACGGUGGACUCAGGCCGAUGAGGUAUUCAGACUCGGUGUGGACCGCGAGGCUCGGCCGGUUGAGCGAUUGCUCCGGAAAUACAGCGAAUUCCAACAUCGGUACGAGGAGCGACCGCAGGACGCCGGGCCAUCCUCACCUGCUUUGCCAACUGUCCGCCCUGCGCUGGCCGCGAAGAUGGACCCGUUUGCUCCCACCGAUACGUCUGCGGACCCGCAGGCCUCCCGGCCAUCACCUAAGGCGGGCGCUGCUCCAAAGACCAAGACUGGAAAGGCAAAAAUGGCCAUUUUUUCUGAUGCCGACGUGGCUGUGACUGAGCAGCCGGCAGCAAGCGGAGCAACGAAGGGUUGGGAAAGCAUCGGAUCCAUGCGAGACCGCAGGAAGGAAAACGAAGUGGAGGCAAAGCCGUGGGUUGGAGAGACAUUGAAGGCAGGGAAGAAAGCAGCGCCGAAAGAAAAGAUGGCCAUUUUCAGGGACGAGUCAAAUCCAAAUCCUCAAGAAGAACCAUGUGCCCCCAAGCACACUCCGGAACACCAUGUAAGAGAAGCGGUAAACCCACGAACUGGCCGACGAGAACGCGUGUUUGUCGACCUGGAAGCAGUAUACCCCGACUACAAGAACCCUGCGCAUGAGGUCAGCUUCGAGGAAUUGAGAGCUAUAAAGCGAGGCUGGAUGAGCAAGAAUUGGCGAAUUCAGAAAGAGCCUUUGCAGCAGAUUUCUGGGAACUCUACCAGUGAACUGCAACCGACACAACCCAAAGCGCCCACGCCUGAUGAGAACCUGCCAGAACAAUUUGACCAAAAGUUGGCUAUUGAUGAGCAGUCUCAGCCACAGGCGCAGGAUGGACCUCAUGAAGGCAAAUCUGGGAAAGCAAGGAAGUUCAAGGUUCACGGCGAUUCGCAGACUCAGACUGUUAAAAUGAAGUUUGACUCUCCUACGAGCUCAAAGGUUCGCCGGAAGAGCACCAGGGAGCCGACAAUGACUAUGCACACGCGCGCUGCCACGGACGAGAUCUACAGCAUCUUCAAUCAACCCUUGAAGGCCGAGGAAGAAGACGCAGCCGACAGCCUGUACGGCAGCGACUAUGACGAUGAUGAUUGUGCUAGUACUGCGGAUACUACUGGGCAUAUCUCUGCGACUUCGAGUGACUUUGGUGACGAUGAAACACAAACAUUCCACAAGUCUCUUGACGAUACCGAAUACGGUGACGGUGACACUACUCACCCCGGUAGCAUUGUCGGAGACGAUUGGACAGAGUUCAGCGUCAGUCGUGAUGUCCCUGGUAUCGAGUCUGCAGAUGCUACAUCACAUUCCGUUGUAAGUGACGGGGUACCUGACGAUUCUCAGCAUGGAACACCCGAAAGAAAAGGGUUCGUGCCGCAGAUGCCAGAGGACUAUGCUCCGCCUUAUGGGACUUACAGAGAUCCUGCGAUCAUGGCCCAGAACCGCCUCCCCUUCAUGACCCCCAUUGUGGAGCGGACUGAGUCCUCUAUCUCCAUGACCGCUGCUCGGAAUGCUCUUUCUAAUGCUAAGACUCCGUCUAAACCUCGGACGCCUGCCGGUGUACCCCAGAUGGGCGAUCUUCUACUAUCUAGUCCGUUUGGAGCUCCGACACCAUAUCACGGAGACCAUACGGUGACUUCCUCGGCAGAUGUACCAUUCAGUCCCACUGCUUUCAAAGCUCUUGCCCCGAAACAGCGCCAUCGGGAGGUGAUUAUCAAGGAAACACAAUGCAAUCCAACAGACAAGGGCAUUCGCAAUACGAUCUUGAAUUCCUUGGACCCACCGCUCGCGGCCUAUGCAGGCUACCACGGACACGUUCAAGCCAGCAACUAUGCUUCUAUGAUUCAGAAGUUCGUGAAAGCUCACAGCAGAAAGUCCAAGAGCGGCCAUGACGAAGAAUACGACAUUCCAAUCCUCGAAUUCCCCGGUGCUGAGCGAAGCUACAUCAUCCGUCGUGAGCUCGGGGCAGGCGCCUAUGCCCCAGUCUACUUAGCCGAAAGUGUCGACAGUCUCGAGUCCUACAACUCCGAUUCCGACGACGAAAACGCAUUGCCAAUUGGCAGAGAUUCCCAGACCAGAAAAUCAAACUCCUACGACACAGUCCGGUACCCAUUCGAAGCCGUCAAAGUCGAAAACGGACCCUCUAGCGCCUGGGAAUUCUACAUGAUCCGCACCGCCCACGAACGCCUUCGCAAUUCCACCGGUUACUCCCGUGCCACGGACAGCAUUGUCCGCGCCCACGAGUUACACGUUCACCAGCGCGAGAGCUUCCUAGUCGAAGACUACCGCGGCCAAGGCACACUCCUCGACCUAGUCAACAUUCUCCGCAAUGAACCCAUCUCCUCAACCCACAACAGCGAAGGCGGCCUCGAAGAAUCACUCGCCAUGUUCUUCUCCGUCGAGCUCUUCCGUACCGUCGAAGCCCUCCAUGCCAACGGCAUCCUCCACGGCGACAUCAAAGCAGACAACUGUCUAGUCCGCCUUGAAGAAGAAGACCCACCUACAAACGCCCUCUCCCUCCUAGACCUCGGCGCCGACGAACCAGCCCAAGACUCCCGCGAUAGCAUCCACUACUCACCAAACGGCGUCCUCGGCUGGCGAAACAAGGGUCUCGCUUUGAUCGACUUCGGCCGCGGCAUCGACAUGAACGCAUUCACCCCCAACGUCCAAUUCAUCGCAGACUGGGAAACAGGUACACACGAAUGCAACGAAAUCCGUGAGAUGCGCCCCUGGACCCACCAAAUCGAUUUAUACGGCAUUGCCGGCGUAAUCCACGUCCUGCUUUUCGGGAAAUACAUCGAGUCCUCAGCCGUCCGCACUUCCUCCGGCACAUCUACUACAUACCGGAUCCACGAGUCGUUGAAGCGCUACUGGGACCGCGAGCUGUGGGCUGAUGUUUUUGAUUUGCUUCUUAACCCUGGUGCCGAGAAAUGGGUUUCUUUGGAAAGGGAAGCUGCUGGGGCUGAGAAUGUUAGGCGUGCUCUUCCGGUGUUGCAUUCUAUGCGAAGGGUGCGUGAGGCUAUGGAAGAUUGGCUUGUUGUUAAUGCGGAGAAGAAGGGGCUUGCGUUGCAGUUGAGGAAGAUUGAGGCGUUGCUUUCGGAGCGAAAGAAGAAGAUGGAGCGUGCUUGA
Molecule: messenger RNA, 3645 nt
Organism: Penicillium cinerascens
Lineage: Eukaryota; Fungi; Ascomycota; Eurotiomycetes; Eurotiales; Aspergillaceae
Product: putative checkpoint protein kinase (SldA)
Exons: 3
Coding region: 1-3645 (1214 amino acids)
Biological process (GO): protein phosphorylation; meiotic sister chromatid cohesion, centromeric; mitotic spindle assembly checkpoint signaling
Molecular function (GO): protein kinase activity; ATP binding
Source: RefSeq, a predicted model, not a curated record